UUUUGCGACAGUGUCGUAUUGAAAAAGGAUUGCAGUAUUUGUGUUUGGUUGGAAAUUUGACCGGGCGUCCUCUAUCUCAUCGCCCUUCAACUCGCAGUUCACCAUCUCUCGGUCAUCAUAGAUCGUAAGCAAGCGUUACAAUCAUGGCUGGAACGAUUGCACGCAAAGCGAUAGACCACGUGAAGAGCAAAGAUUUUAGAGACUACUUGAUGAGGUAUGUAAUUAAAACUGCUAUGCUAAUGUAGCCGACUAGCUAUUUAUGUGUAUGUCGCUCACAAGUGACAGCCAGCCAGCGAUGUUUGCUGAGCAUUAGUAGUUUUUAUUUCACUAUACUUCUAUUUAUUUCUUGCUACGCAGGGUUGCUUGUUAAAAUUGCAGAAGAGAACAAUCCGUAACAGCUACACUUGUAUCUUAAAGGGCCAAACUCAGAUUUUAACGACAUAUUUCAGGAAUGUUUAUGUCCCAACGGUGGUUGUAGGGAACAUGAAAGAAAAAAGGAAAUUGCAAGCAAGUACAUGGAAAAACUACACUUUGUAUUUGCUCACACACGUCAACACUUGGCACAUAGUUUAUGGAACCUCAUUUAAUUGACUCAUUUGUUUUGUCUUCCAUGUGCAAAUUGAAAAACAAUCACCAGCACACAUUUCUGGGGUCCAAUAGCAAACUGGGGUCUCCCUAUAGCUGCCUUCAGUGACAUGAAAAAGAGCCCCGAGAUCAUCAGUGGCAGGAUGACCUUUGCUCUGUGUUGUUACUCGCUGCUCUUCAUGCGUUUUGCAUACAAGGUGCAACCACGUAACUGGCUGCUCUUUGCCUGCCAUAUGACCAACGAGUCUGCACAGCUAGUGCAGGGUGCUCGCCUCAUCAAGUACAACAUGGAGAAGAAGACAUCUUAGUGAUGAAACAAAGCGUUCCCUAUUCACCACACUGACGAAAAAAGCUACACGAACGUGUGCAUUUGUCUAAUCACUGAAGCAGUGGCUGUGAUUUCUGACCCUCUUAACAAUGAUUGAUCACCCAUAUGAAAUAAUUUGCCACAUUUUACAAAACGAGAGAGUAUUUUAUUCUUUAAUUUAUAUUUGCAUUAGUCACUGUGGGUGAAUGCACUUAGCACUCUCGAUCAGAUGGUUACAGUGUGACAUCAUUUUAAUUUGUAUUUUUUUUUUUUUUCAACAUCUUGUUGAAAAUGUUUUCCUGCAAACUUUGCAGUUUGAAAUUGGGCGAUUUUAGGGUUACAUUUGACAGGAGGAAGACAGAGCAAUAGAGACUGUUACGCUUGAAAGGAAAUGAAAAUAUAUGGUCGAAUGUGGCAAAAUGGUGACACUGACUGGAUGUGAUUAUUUGGCUAGCAAAUAUGCAAACCAACUGUAUACUGUGUGUUAUAUUGUGUGUCUUUCCAAAUCAAAAUGUCCCUUGUUAAUUAUGUAAAAAUAAACUGGCUAAAGCCAACUCAACCUUA
This is a messenger RNA of Syngnathus typhle (broad-nosed pipefish), 1456 nucleotides long. RefSeq names its product mitochondrial pyruvate carrier 1 (gene mpc1). Gene Ontology annotation, biological process: pyruvate import into mitochondria. The coding region runs from base 696 to 893 and encodes 65 amino acids. The transcript is spliced from 4 exons. The record is from RefSeq and is a predicted model, not a curated record. Lineage: Eukaryota; Metazoa; Chordata; Actinopteri; Syngnathiformes; Syngnathidae. Gene Ontology annotation, cellular component: mitochondrial inner membrane.